AUGUCAGAAGGCCAGUUCACGACGGAUUUUUUCUCGAAAGCUAGCUUGCGCGAGCUGAUGACAGGAAGUACGGGUGAAGAACAGGAGAUGGAGUCGGAAUCGGACUCGAGGUCGGAAUGUGAAGACAUGGACGAGGACAUGGAAGAUGAGAACGAAGUGUCACUUGAUACAGUGGAGAAUGCGAUGGCUCAGUUAGAGGAUGAAGAGGAUGUCGUUGCAAUGAAAGGAGCACGCGCUGAGUAUAUGCAGGAACUGAAUGAAUUUGACGACGAUGCUGGUAACGUGGGUCAUGUUGCCUCACCUCGAUUGCAACCAGGUCAUUUGGGUGAAACAAGACCCUCGACGCCAUCUUCUGUGAUAUCGAGAAGCACUGCUGCAAGUGAACGGGGGGAUGAUGACGACGAUGAGUUUGAUACGGCAAAAGAAAAUCAAGUGGAACAUUCGGAACUUCGACCUUCAUUUGAGAAGGGAAGACAGCGCAAUCUUACAACGUACGAUGAUUUUGAGCGCGACGAGAGCUCGGAUGAAGACAAUGAAGAUGAUAAGAAGUCCAAGCCUAGUCGGAAACGGCAGCGUAGCAAUACAAACAAUCAAAAGAAAAAGCGCCAUAAGUCACUCGAGUCUCACGACCACAACGGCUUCAAUGAUAGAAUUCGUGAAAAAGCUCGGGAUGCUGCUGAGGAACAAAAGCUUCAAGCUUGGAAAGCUUCUGUGCAAUCGCUGCAAGGAUUUGAGGACUCGUUGAAUCCAGUGGAUCGCUAUGCGCUCCAUUUUCGUGAGGAUGUCGAACCAUUGUAUGCGUACACUCCUGCUCAACAGGUUGCUCUUGAUGGAGUUGAAGCUGAUCCCAGUCCGCGUACGCUUUUACAAGAUAUUGAGCAGAUCGAGCUUGGAAAGCGAGAAGAAGAGAUCCGUCUUAUUGCUGAAGGAGAGCUUGUGGUUGGACAAAUGGAUGGUGUUGAGGGACUUAGUCCAGAGGAAAUUGACAAGCAGUACGCUGAGUUGUAUCGUCGUGAACGAGCGCACGUACUCUUCGAAAGUCGAAAGCGUUUAGUUACAGGAGCAGCAUGGUCGCUUUUGAAAUGUGCGAACACUGGUCAACCCUUCUACUUCAAUCGAGAUACACGUGAAGCCACAUGGGAAUGCCCUCCUGUCUGGACUGCAAAUGAGCAGCUUCAAAGCGCACUCAAGAGAGGGUAUGAAGGCUUACCGCCACCAGCAUUACAACGCGUGAUGGCAAUGCUGACCACAUAUCCUGAACGUCAUCGUGCACAAAUGGUAUGUCGAAGCUGGCACACAGCAGCGCAGCAUCCUUCGUUGUUUGUUAAGGUCUCUGCUUGUGAUUUUGAGCUCGGGUCCACAGCAUCUUUGGUCCAGGUUCUGGCCAAAGUAGCACCUGGUGACACAAUUCUGUUUGGCGCUGGAGUAUAUCAAUUGGAUGAACCGUUGGAAAUCUCGAAGUGUGUGCGACUACUUGGAGCUUCUGAUUCACACAUUGAGCUGCAGAUGCAUUCUUGUCGUGCGCAAGUUCGCUGGAGUGCCCGCGGUGGAAUCAUUCGUGGCUUCCAUUUUACGCGAACGACUAGUGUUCCCGAUGCUGCUGCGCGUGAGAUCAAAUCGUGCAAAAAUUAUACUGCGGUGACCCCCGUAGUUCGGGAAAGUAAACGUGCUUUGCGUAAGCAAGACAAAAAAUUGGCGAAUUGGCAGCAUUUAUUAAGUGUGGUGGGGGACGGACAGCUGCGUGUGGAGUUCUGCGAAUUUGAAAGCAAUGGAUUGGGCAACGCAUGCGUGUGCGUCUGGGGCCGAGGGGAAAAGAAAAAGAAAAGGAAAAGAAGACGCAGAGAUGAGAAGAGUACCAGUUCGACGCUACCAUCAAAGCCUCAGACUUCUCUUGUUGAGCCGUUAGCGACGUUGGCUUCUACUGACACACCAUUAUCUUCCACGACGCAUAUUGUUGCUGCCACACCUAAUGACUCAGGUAAGUCAUCGGGUAAAGAAAUGCUCACCACGGCGCAAGCAACUGCUUCGACACUAAAAGGUACACCUUCAAGUGUAGUACCAGUCGCUGUGCCAGCGAUCGUCUCGCUGUCGAACAUACCGACAACUUCUGUCCCGACAACCACUAUAACUAGAAUUGUGGCGCCAACACUUUCAGCGCCUGUUAGUAUGAGCCCAAUAUUGAAUACUGGAGAAACAAAAAUGCCGCGUGUUACUUCUCAGCCUGGGGAUGCUGCAACGACAACAAAGAUUCCUGCUGCGGAUACAUUGCUAGUGCUUCAGAAUUGUCGCAUUCGAGGCGCGGGAAGUUCCGGUGUGCUUCUUGUGCGUGGGUCUUUGGUCAUGUCACUAAAUACAGUAGAAGACAAUGCACACUCAGGAGUUACGGUGUUGGGUGGACAUGCUAUCAUGCGACGGAACAAAAUUCAACGAAAUGCACGUUUUGGCAUACGCCUUCUCUAUCACGCUGGCAAUGUAAUUAUUGAAGACAAUGUUGUGUUUGGGAAUGCAUGCGGGAAUUUAGAUGUCGACAAUUCGGGCCGACGGUUUGUCAUUCGUUUAAAUGAAAUGGAUAAGCAAAUAAAGACAUCAGAGUCACUGCCACAUUCACAUGGCAAAUUACGUCUAAAAACAUAUCGCCUUUUUGAGAAGAAAGUGCCGAUGGAUCUCAAGCCAGCGACUAAUGUGAUGAGUGCUGCAAGUGAGUACUGGAAGCGACAAUUUACCGAAUAUAAUGCAGUGGCCCCGCAAGCUUCGGUAUCAUCCGUUUCCACAACGAUGUCUGCCGUCCCUCCGGCAAACCCAGUCAUCGUAACUAAAAAUAUGAUUGGAGCGAGUUUUCCAAUUGGAUUAAUGCAGUCUGGUGCGUUUGCACAAGGUCCUCAUGCAUUACACGUCUCAAAUCUGCCGAUGGCGUUGGCAUUGGCAAGAGCAAAGGCGAUGAUUCCAUCCACGACGCUCAGUCGGUUAAGUACGGAUACUUUUACACCAGGAAAUACAACAAAUACCUUUCAGAGACCCGUCACUAUACCUGGUACUACUUUUGGAGCGACUACGACAACCGUCUCCACGUCGACUAAUACGUCUCUGUUCGUACCUUCAAAAAAGCAACGUACACGGCGACCGAAGACGCAACAAACUAUAAGAGGUGAUGGUGAGAUUAUUUUGCGUGACACUUGUGAGUUGCCGAUUGAAAAGAUAGUCAAACCCCGUCGUCCAAAGAUUCCACAGACACCAGUGCUUACUACAAUACUACCGCAAACAAUAUCAUCUUCAUCUCCUUCCCUGAAUUCGAACCCUGGCUCAACCGCAACCGCGGUAGCCGCAGCACUUCAAGUCAUGAUGGCGAAGACUAACAACUCACAGAACUCGCAAGCCUAUCCAUCGUCCAAGACGCAGGCCGAAAAAGAAGAUGCAACAAACUUUGUAGGUGAUGAUAUUGUAGCCACAAAACCAGAAACGACUAGUAUGGGUGCGAAAUCAGUAGCUCUGACACCAGAAACCACUGAGGCAAAACUCACGCAGUCGGUAAGCGCGUCUUCCACAUCCAAAAUUAUAGCAACUGAAAGUACUACAACUCCGGUUGUCGCGGCUUCAAUUGAAGGUGCUACGGAUGCUGGUGAAACCAAUAAAGGCAACGGUACCAAUGCUGAAAGUUAG
Messenger RNA from Plasmopara halstedii, 3657 nucleotides. RefSeq names its product snf2 family helicase atpase and f-box. NCBI's taxonomy places the organism in Eukaryota, Oomycota, Peronosporomycetes, Peronosporales, Peronosporaceae. Bases 1 to 3657 code for a protein of 1218 amino acids. Gene Ontology annotation, cellular component: Swr1 complex. The record is from RefSeq and is a predicted model, not a curated record. The transcript has a single exon. Gene Ontology annotation, molecular function: ATP hydrolysis activity; histone binding.